AUGGAGUCGGAGAAUGGGAAGAAGGAGGUGUUCGACGCCGAGGCGGCGAGUUCGAUGAUGAAGGAGCAGAGAGACGCGUUUGGGAGUGGUAAAACGAAGAGCUUCGAGUGGAGAAUGUCGCAGUUGAACAGUUUAGUGAAAAUAGCAGACUAUCACGAGAAGGAGAUCAUCGACGCUCUUAGCUCCGACCUCUCGAAACCUGAAUUAGAAUCGUUUGUCCACGAGUUAAAUACAAUACAUAUUCAGAUAUCUCUAUUGCAGAUUCACGAAAAAAUUUAA
Messenger RNA from Ilex paraguariensis (yerba mate), 279 nucleotides. The record is from the annotation of a GenBank genome assembly. Lineage: Eukaryota; Viridiplantae; Streptophyta; Magnoliopsida; Aquifoliales; Aquifoliaceae.